AUGAUUGGUUUUAUUGUCGGCAAAUCUAAAAAGGGUACUCCUGUCAUUGAAAUAGGCAAAUAUAGGUUCCGAAAGGCCAGCGGUUGUCGCCCGCCGAUGACCAGGCCUAAUCUACAAAACGACGAGGCAUGGGCGUCCACUGAUAGAAUGGGGUGGUUAUCGUUAUCAUAUGUGGAGCGGCAGUCAGGGAAAGUUGAGAGUACGAUGGAUUUGUGGAAAGUUGCUGCUUUCUCGCUGUCACGUUUCGGAAAACCUGUGAUUGAAUACGGUGGCGAGCGGUUCUACAAGAAUUCGGGUAGUAGAGGCGUAAAGCUUCUCUGGCGAUGCGUCAAAGCCAGGAGUAGAGCUUGCCGCGCCACUUUGCACACAGUCAGCAAUAGAAUUUGCCGCGUUAGCAACGAACAUUCUCAUUGA
Molecule: messenger RNA, 414 nt
Organism: Leptosia nina
Lineage: Eukaryota; Metazoa; Arthropoda; Insecta; Lepidoptera; Pieridae
Source: the annotation of a GenBank genome assembly